AUGGUCAACUUCGCCCUUUUCCUGACGGUAGCCUUUGGCCUUUUUAUCUCUCAGGGGGCCAUCGCGGCCCCUACUACCGCCGCCGAAGCCACUGGCGAUACUCGGUUCUCUUUCUCCGCUUGGGUGGACUCCAUCAUCGCAAACCCUGAGACCGCUCUUUCUCCGGAGGAGGCAGUGCAAGCCUUUUUGGAUUCGAUGGACUCCGGCAGUGCACCCGCUACUCUUGAUAAACGCGUGGACUUCAACUAUACGGUGGAGUGCCUAACUGACUGGACACCCGAUGUUUCAGCGCAGGUACCCUGCCCAGCCCCCGAAAAGACCACUCACGCCAGCGGCCUUAUUGGCGGCUCUAAUCUUACAACGUUGGUUUACGAUGCGUUCCGGACUGCGUGGUUGAUGCCGCAGGGCCGUGGCUAUGCAUCUGAGGAUGCAAAUAAGCGCGGAACAUGUCAGAACAUUGCCCAAACCGCUGCUGUGGUCAUGGACAGGUGCACUCAACUGAACGGGACGGUGACGGGUCUUAUGGAUGACGACGUGACGGGAACCAAAGUUGGUGUGAUGAUCGCUAAGAAUCCGGGUGACUUUGCCUGGCCCUGA
Messenger RNA from Neurospora tetraspora, 597 nucleotides. RefSeq lists its product as uncharacterized. The record is from RefSeq and is a predicted model, not a curated record. Bases 1 to 597 code for a protein of 198 amino acids. Lineage: Eukaryota; Fungi; Ascomycota; Sordariomycetes; Sordariales; Sordariaceae. The transcript is spliced from 3 exons.